GUUCCAACUUCAUUGCAGCGAAAGCCAAUUCAAAAAGCACGAUUAUUACACCUCGCCUUCUGGCCUUGCCGACCGAUCAUGGCAACCGAUCACAAGACAGUGCCUAUUCCCCCAAAACGGGCCAAUACCGACUAUCCGCUAAUUGACUCCGACCCGCACUUGAGACGAGUCUUCGGCUAUGCACGGCCUUCGGACUACGCAGUUGCAAGCGGUCUGGCUGCCACUUCGCCAAUUGCCUUUUGGAUUAUGGAAAGGGUGAGCCCGUCCCAUGUCGGCAGAGGCGGCUUUUCUCCCGUCAUGCGACUAGCAACAGCAAUUGGUCUUGUUGGAGGUCUACAUAUCUUCUACCAGCGGUCUUGCAAUCGCUUCUAUGGUUUCACGGAGAACGCGCGGGAAGUUGAAAUGGACAUGAGAGAAAUGGUAGACAAGGUCAAGAAAGGGGAGCCGCUGUACGGAACCUCUCAAGUUUCUCCAUACUUGCAGGGUGUUGCUGCCAGAAACUCGCGGUACUCUCAACUUUUUAGCCAUGUCCUUCCAUGGUUCAAUAUUGUCAACCACGAUCAACACGGAGUUGACACAGCCAAAUAUUAUCAACAAGCGGAACGGGAGCUAGAGGCGGAGCGUCUGAACUAACUGUCCCGCUCGCUCCGGGUAAUGUGUGGAACGAACAGUGACAAACAAUCAACAUGCCCGGGCUCCUUCUGUUACCGCAAACCUGUUUAUACUUAUAUUCUAGCGCAAUGUGAAAUUCCCUCUCAGCCCUACACCAAUAGAAAUAUUCCAG
Messenger RNA from Aspergillus homomorphus CBS 101889, 784 nucleotides. RefSeq names its product putative NADH-ubiquinone oxidoreductase 21 kDa subunit. The transcript is spliced from 5 exons. The coding region runs from base 79 to 633 and encodes 184 amino acids. The record is from RefSeq and is a predicted model, not a curated record. Lineage: Eukaryota; Fungi; Ascomycota; Eurotiomycetes; Eurotiales; Aspergillaceae.